Molecule: messenger RNA, 1152 nt
Organism: Nicotiana tabacum (common tobacco)
Lineage: Eukaryota; Viridiplantae; Streptophyta; Magnoliopsida; Solanales; Solanaceae
Source: RefSeq, a predicted model, not a curated record
AAAGAUAAGUCCUUCAUCUUCCUCAUUUUAUUCCUUUUCCCCUAUCUCAUUUCUGUUCAUUUUCGUUUCUAUAAACCUAUACGUAUACACUCUCUGUAUCUAUCUUCCUCUUCUUCUACUUCUGUACAAUUGAAUCUAUGUCGAUUGCAUUAGAGAGGAACAGCACAACUGAUCAUAAGAUCAAACGGCCAGGAUUCAUCAAAGGAAUUCCGUGUAUUCCGAUUUAUAAGUCACUGGAAUUCGUCGCCGGAGACCGUUGGAUUCCGGCGAAUAAGGAAGGCGACGACGACGAUGACCGGACUUCUUCGUCUUCUUCGAUUGGGAGAAAUAGUGAUGAGUCGCCGGCGGGAAUGCCAUCAUCGGACGGCGGUGACGGUGAUGGCGAGGAAGUUCAGAGUGCAUUAAAACGUGGAGCCUUGGAUAAUUUGGAGAGUUUGGAAGAGAUUUUGCCAAUAAAGAGAAGCAUAUCUCAGUUUUACGCUGGCAAAUCAAAGUCUUUUACCAGUCUAGCAGAUGUUGCAUCAUGUUCCUCCCUUAAAGAUAUUGUAAAGCAAGAUGAUGCAUACACGAGGAAACGCAAGAACCUGCUCGCUCACAAUAAUUUCUUCAACAAAAACUGUAAUCACUUCCCAAGAAGUAAUACUGGUAGGAUAUACAAGCGACCAACCAACUCUAGAAGCUCAUUAGCUCUUGCUGCAACUAGGAGCUGCUCCGGAAGCAAUAAUAGCUCCGAGUCAUUGAACUCAAGCCCAUCAUCACCUCGUCUCUCUCUUCCUCCUCUGCCUCCACAAUUGAGAAGAUAUAGCAAUGGGGCAUCAUUGCCCCUUUCAGAACAGAAGUUCAGUACAUGGAGGUCGUUCUCCUUAUGUGAUCUACGAGGCGAUGCUGCUGCAAUUCCUAACCUAACUGGCACAAAAGAAUAGAGAAGAUACUUAGCUUUAUUUUGUAUCACCCUAUGAACCCAGAUGCAAAUAGGUUUACAUGGAGGUUGGCUUAAUAUUGUAAGCAGUUUUAGGCUUUGUCUUGCACCUCUGCUGUCUAUAAUUAUUCUUUCAGGCAUAUAAAAUCAGGGCAUCUUAAGAAUGUAAUACACUUGUAACAUUUGGGUUUUCCCAGUUUCAUGUUGUAUAUAUCAGUGCAUUUUCAGUUCAA